CCGCUGGGAGGGCUCAGAAGCGCGGCCCGUAGGCUGCAGGGAGGGCGAGUGGAGCGAACGGAGGGGCUGGCACACGGUGUCCGGCCCUGUUACCCGUCCCGGGGACUUGAGACUUGCCGCGCGGGCUAGGGAGCCUCAGCUUGUUCCUCCGCUUGGGGAAGGCGCUAGCCUUCUGCCGCGGCCACCCGGCUGCUCCGGAAUGGAAUGGGGGCCGUCGCAGAACCACGUGACUCCCGUUUCCCCAGCCGUUUAAAUUCUGUUUUCUCCCCGGUCGGCUUCAUAGUGCGGACGCGCUCCGACACCUUACACGCUGAGCCCGGUGGGGUUCGUCCUCUGCCUGUAACUUUAACUCCCGAUACCUGUCCUCGGUUUCUGAUCGCCCAUUCCGUGCGUGGAGGAGGAAACCAGAUCCCGAGCUGUCUUCUGCCUUGGUGCCUCCCACACAAACGCCGUGAUACUUUUUAAACCCUUUAGGGCUUUCGUUAGGAGCCAGGAUGAGCAGAAAUAGCAGGAUCAAGGUGAGAAGGAGAACCCCAUGCGGGAACUUCGCAUCCGCAAGCUCUGCCUCAACAUCUGUGUGGGGGAGAGUGGAGACAGACUGACCCGGGCAGCCAAGGUGCUGGAGCAGCUCACAGGCCAGACGCCCGUGUUCUCCAAAGCUAGAUACACGGUUAGAUCCUUUGGUAUCAGGAGAAAUGAAAAGAUUGCUGUCCACUGCACAGUCCGUGGGGCCAAGGCAGAAGAAAUCCUGGAAAAAGGUCUAAAGGUGCGAGAGUAUGAGUUAAGAAAAAAUAACUUCUCUGAUACUGGAAACUUUGGCUUUGGGAUCCAGGAGCACAUCGAUCUGGGGAUCAAAUAUGACCCUAGCAUUGGUAUCUACGGCCUGGACUUCUACGUGGUGCUGGGUAGGCCAGGUUUCAGCAUCGCAGACAAGAAGCGCAGGACAGGCUGCAUUGGGGCCAAACACAGAAUCAGCAAAGAGGAGGCCAUGCGCUGGUUCCAGCAGAAGUAUGAUGGGAUCAUCCUUCCUGGCAAAUAAAUUCCCGUUUCUAUCCAAAAGGCCAAUAAAAACUUUUCAGUGAAAUGUAUAUUACUGUUGUGUGUUCUGUGAAAGGAGCCUGGCCAUAUUCAAGUCCCUGGACCUCAAGCCACUUAAAGCUUCGAUGGGAAUAGCUGGUAACGACCCUGUCGUCCUCUGGAUGCCAGUGUUUCCUGGCAGAUUGAAGCCUGAGCUUCGCAGCAUUGCCUGUGCUCCCCACACCCUUGUGGUUAGGCUGUGGUGGUGCAGUAGUCACAUGGAAACUGAUUUUAGAGGGGAGGGUAUGAUUGGGCCUGGGGUUUGAAUAUAGAGCUUUGGUGAUAGGUGAAGGUGGGGUGCAGUGUUCCCAUGUUCCAGGAGGCUCCCCUCUCUUCACUAAUUCUAGAGAUUAUAGCAGCACUCGUGUCUGAUGAAGGGAGUCACAGGCUUUGGUGUGUCAUGUUUGGGAUUAAAUUUUGGUUUAACUGUUCAGACGCCAUUUUCCUUUAAAAUGAGAAUGUAUAGUAGGGUUGUUGAGGCAAUUUAUAAGCCUAGAAGAGAAUGGUCUUUGAGGCAAAUUGCCUGGAUUUGAUUCCCUGACCUGCUUUUUAUCUGAUAUGUAACCUUAAAUAAGUUAAUCUCUGCCUCAGUUUCUCCUCUGUAUCAUGGAGGCAAGUGAUAGCCCUCAGAAGGUUAAUACUUGCAGAAUACUUAGACUUGGACCAGGCACAUAGUGCUCAAAAGGGGUUAAUUUUGUAUUUUGGUACAUGAGAAAUGUUACUCUUACCAGUUUGCUCUUCCUUUGGUGUGAAAGUAGAACUUUCUUGCCUUUUCUUGUCACUGAACCAGUGACAUUCAAAAGCCACCAUUUCUCUGGCCGUUAGACACAGUAGUUGGCCAAUGGUUAAUAGUUUUCAGUGUAGUUUACAGUUUGAGCACAUGUUAAUUCAGUUCAAUUUACCCACUUGUGACUAAUGAGUUCAGUUUUUCUUGGGCCACCUUUUCACUGCCGUUAAAUGGUUCUCUUAAUUUGUUAGCUACCUUUGUAGUUAUUUUAAAACCCAGAAAUCUCUUUGGUGUGCCUUCCUUAUUAUGGGAAUAUGACAUUUUUGUCUUCCUGAUAAUAAAGUCUUAGCCAGUGAGAUCAGAUACAGUUGGUUAAAGAGGAGAAUCCUGGAAUGUAUUACCAUGUACUUUUUGUUUCACUUAAAAUAUUAGUGUGCAUUCACUUUCCAGGCUGACUGUAGGGCCAGGACUAUCACGUUAUAAACAGGGAAAGUUGUGAAGGAGUGAUUCUUGUUCAGCUUCAUUGGGGGGGGGGGGGUGACUUGUCUUAACUUCUAUAAUUACAGUAACAACUACAACUGGAGUAUACACAUGAGAACAAAUUGUUGGUGAAGAUACAUAAUUUGUGUUGGUGGGUGCUAGCUGCUGUGGGGAGUCAGUAUAUUGUACAGAGGAGACCGCGUUAUGCUCGUUUUGUUUAAAGCAUUUCAGAACUAUGAAGUGUAGAAAGUGAAGGGCCCUCGAAUACAAUCACUGGCCUUCUGUACUUUACUGUUAGCCGUUUGCUGUUACCUGUAUGUUUUUAUGUUUGUGUUCCUGUUUAAUUUUAACAAUAUAAACCUGUCCACCUUUCA
Molecule: messenger RNA, 2658 nt
Organism: Mirounga angustirostris (Northern elephant seal)
Lineage: Eukaryota; Metazoa; Chordata; Mammalia; Carnivora; Phocidae
Gene: RPL11
Product: ribosomal protein L11
Exons: 6
Coding region: 536-1039 (167 amino acids)
Biological process (GO): translation
Cellular component (GO): ribosome; cytosolic large ribosomal subunit
Molecular function (GO): structural constituent of ribosome; RNA binding
Source: RefSeq, a predicted model, not a curated record